GCUCAGCGUCACCCACAAGAUGCUACUCCUAAUCCAAAACAAUUUCAUUCAUUCUUUCACAGCUUGAGAGAAGCGAGCAGGUGCCAAGCUCAAUCAGCGUUAUUGUUCACUGUGUGUGGCUAUAUUCUAACAUUCGAUGGCAGAACAACCCAUGACCGAGUGGAGCAGUGGUCUCUUUGACUGCUUUGAAGACGUGGCAACUUGUUGCUAUGGUUUUUGGUGCUGCCCUUGCCUUGCCAUCACAGUUUCAGAAAGAUUUGGAGAGAGCCGUUGUCUCCCAUUAUGUGACAUAUGCACCCCCGCCAUUACUGCAUGUUGUGGGAUACCUCUGUGUGUGGUGCCUCCUGCCGUCCUGUCUCUAAGGGCUGCCAUGCGAAACAAAUAUGGUAUCAAGGGUUCUCUCUGUAAGGACAUUGCAGCUGCCUGUUGCUGCGAGACGUGCGCCUGGUGUCAGAUGCAUCGUGAGUUAAAACAUCGCAAAAAAACUCCCACUGUCAUCGUCAAUGUUACAAACGUGAAUGUGCACCAGCCUGCUCCAGUGAUGAUGGCUCCUAUAAACCCUGCUCCAAUGAUGGCGGCUCCUGAAUGCCCUGCUCCAGGGAUGAUGGUUCCUCAAUACCCGGCUCCAAUUGGUCCUGAAAACCCUGCCCAAAUGAUGAUGCCUCCUGCAUACCAGUUAGUGGAAACCAAAAAUUGAGAGCAUGAUGAUGGUGACUUUUAGUUUCUUAACCCUCACAGGUCUAAUCCAUCUUUUCUAAUAUUUAAGUUGCUUGGUCUCCUUGUGUAAUAAUGCUUGUAUAGCCUCAAUCCUAUGAUAAAAAUGUAUUGAAAUCUCACAGAGAACCUGUUGGCUUUUAAAAAUUGAUAUCCCGAGCCUUGGCAAUCAGGGGAAAC
Etheostoma cragini (Arkansas darter) is the source of this 894-nucleotide messenger RNA. RefSeq names its product protein PLANT CADMIUM RESISTANCE 9-like. The transcript is spliced from 6 exons. The record is from RefSeq and is a predicted model, not a curated record. Lineage: Eukaryota; Metazoa; Chordata; Actinopteri; Perciformes; Percidae. The coding region runs from base 137 to 697 and encodes 186 amino acids.